UAUGGACAAAGCAUAAUUAAUGGUUUUUGUUGGUCAAGACUCAAGCGUGUUUUCUCUGAAUGAAUAAUUUUUCCUUUUUUUUUUUGGUUUUUUUCCAUUUAUAAGGUACUAAUUUUGUCUAAUUUAACAUUUUAGUUUCCAAUGUGUCAUUAUUAUUUACGAUAAAUUUCCACAGAAAGCGUUUUUUGACAUCUUUGUGAGCCAAAUUUUGUGGACAAAACUUGUGUUCUUCUGCAACUUAACGAGGUAUCAUUACUGAGAUUCUUGUUCUCUAGAAUUCUACCAAAAAAAACUUCAGAACCUAUAUAGUCUUUGCUACAAUCUAGUGGUCAUUAAGUAAUUUUUUGAAUUGAAAGAUAAUAUACAUUGCAAAUUUGCAACUGCACAGAGAUAUGGCAGGAAGAAGCUGCAGCUUAGAUACGCGUGGACUUGAGUCCACAGAUCUUAGAAUAGCUUUUUAUGAAAUGAAGGAAGAUGUGGAGAGGCUAGAGGGAGAGUUGGAUACUGAAAGAGAAGCUACUGCUUCGUCAGUGAGCGAAGCCAUGUCCAUGAUACGUAGGCUUCAAGGCGAGAAGGCGACCCUUGCUAUGGAAGCUAGCCAGUACAAGAGAAUGGUUGAGGAGAGAAUGUCUCUAGCUGAGUUGUCGCUGGAGCUUUUGGAGGAUCUGAAUUACCAGAAAGAUGUUGAAAUCAAGAAUCUUGAGUGUGAAUUACAUGCCUACAGAUGUAAGCUUACGAGCUUGGGAUGUAACGGACUUGAUGAGGACUAUGUGAGAUUUUGCGAUAGGUCUCAAACGCCGUCUCCUGAAUCGAUUAUGACAUUUCCUGUUGAGAAGGGAGUUAUAGAGCAGAGCUUGGAUUCAAGAAGGGAUAAGGAGAAGGACAAAGAUUUGUAUUGGGAGGAGAUCAAGAAGCUGGAUGAGCAAUUGAAAGAGCUUAAGGUUUUUCGAGAUUCUUUAAGAGAUCAGUGCAAUACUUUGAAGCAGGAGGCUGAAACUAAGAAUGGAGAAAAGGGUUUGUUGCGUAAACCUGAUUUGUCGGUGAAAAAGAUGUCCAAGAAUUCAUCAAAACAGAGAAGAGAUCGAAGCGUCAAAAGAGAUCAUGCGCGGGGGAGUUGUUCUGCAAACGAUGCAGAGUAUCAGGCCGAGCUGCAUCAGUUGAAAGAGAGAGUAGAGCUGCUUGAGCGGGAAAAAUGCAACGCAGAGCCAGCUCAAGCUAUUGUAGUAAAGCAAGAAAAUAUGAAUCUGCAGCGAAAAUCAGAAGAAGAGUUAAGUUCUGUGCAAUCUACAAUGUUUGGUUAUGACUCAUCUACUGUUUCUGUUCAAGAGGCUAUGCUUUACUUCUGGCUAUAAGACACGCCUUCUUGAGAUGACGAGGGCGAGUAUUCAGACGUUUGAGAAUCUUAUAGUGUGUUAUUGAGAUUAGUUAAGGCGUGAGGUACUUGAAUUUGUUUUUUUUUUAGCUUGAAGUAAGAUCCAUAUCUUCUGUAAAGUUUGAGUCUUUGAGAAAACAAAUCUUCUUCUAUUUCUAGAUA
Camelina sativa (false flax) is the source of this 1534-nucleotide messenger RNA. NCBI's taxonomy places the organism in Eukaryota, Viridiplantae, Streptophyta, Magnoliopsida, Brassicales, Brassicaceae. The record is from RefSeq and is a predicted model, not a curated record.